CCCAUUUUCCAUCAUCUCUGUUUUACUUCUAAACCAUCUUUUCUUUUUCAUUUCCCUAUUCUCAACCCUCAUCAUCCAUCCCAUCCAUCCAUCCAUCCUUCUCUCCUUCUCUCACUUUCUUAUCCAUUCAAGCACACUUUCUCUUUCUCUUUCAAUUUCCCUGUUGGAAAUCCUUUUUUUUCUGUGUCAUCAAUUGCUGACGUGAAAAAAGACAACCUUGCAACGGUCAAUCUCUUUACAUUCAUCGUCGCUUCAUAUCCAAUCUUCUAUUACUGUCUUGGAAAAGAGACCCAAUUAUUCUAGUUCAACAUGGCUAUGCGUGGAUUAACUGUCUUCAUCGCGGACAUUCGCAAUUGCCGUGUCCGCGAACUCGAGGAAAAGAGAAUCAAUAAAGAGAUGGCCAACAUCCGCCAAAAGUUUAAAGAUGGCAACCUGAGCGGCUAUGACAAAAAGAAAUAUGUUUGCAAGCUGUUGUACAUGUAUAUCCUAGGAUGGGAUAUUGACUUUGGACACAUGGAAGCAGUCAACCUCAUCUCAAGUACAAAGUACAGUGAAAAGCAGAUUGGAUAUCUCGGGAUAACACUAUUGAUGCAUGAGAAUAGUGAUCUGGUCCGCUUAGUGGUCAAUUCUAUUCGAAAGGACCUGGAUGAUAACAAUGAGAUUCACAACUGCUUAGCCCUGCAUGCUAUUGCCAACAUUGGAGGCCGAGAGAUGGCCGAGUCGCUAGCAGGCGAUGUCCAUCGUCUUCUAGUGUCGCCUAACUCCAAGAGUUUUGUUAAAAAGAAGGCUGCAUUGACAAUGCUCCGCCUCUUCAGAAAACAUCCUGAUGUCAUUCCGGCGCCUGAUUGGGCUGAACGUAUUACGAAUAUCAUUGACGACUAUGAUCUUGGCGUGUGCCUUUCCGUGGCCAGUCUUAUUACGGCACUUGCACAACAAUACCCUGAAUCUUUCAUGAUGGCUGUUCCAAAGGCUAUCAUGCGGCUUCACAAGGUCAUCGUGGAAAGAGAUUUUUCAGCAGACUAUGUAUAUUACAAGAUCCCAAUCCCAUGGCUCCAAGUCAAGCUUCUUCGUCUCUUGCAAUAUUUCCCUCCAACAGAGGAUCCCAACAUGGCUGAAAUGCUUCAUAACGUCCUUCAAACCAUCAUCAACAACUCGCAAGAGACACCCAGAAACGUUCAGCAUAAUAACGCACAGAAUGCUAUUCUAUUCGAAGCAAUUAAUCUGGCAAUUCAUUUGGACUGCGAAUCUGACAUUGUUCGCCAGGCGACCAACAUUCUUGCACGCUUCAUCUUGUCGAAGGAGACCAACGUCCGUUAUCUUGGAUUGGAAACCAUGGCCCAUUUGGCGGCAGUGACGGAUGAACUAGAUGAGAUCAAGAAGCAUGAGGAGACCAUUAUUUUAUCUUUGCGGGACAAGGAUAUCAGCGUUCGCCGUCGUGGCCUGGAUUUGCUUUAUAGUAUGUGCGAUGUUUCAAAUGCCAAGACGAUCGUGUCAGAAUUGAUCCGAUAUCUCCAUAUUGCAGAUUACGCACUUCGUGAGGAGAUGGUACUCAAGAUUGCCAUCAUGACAGAAAAAUAUGCCACAGAGCACUCAUGGUAUGUGGACGUCAUCCUGCAGCUUAUCAGCUCUGCUGGAGAUCAUGUAGGAGAGGAAGUCUGGUACAGAGUUGUUCAAAUUGUCACCAACCACGAAAACCUGCAAGAGUAUGCUGCCAAAAUGGUAUUGCAUUAUAUGAGCUCGCCACACUGUCACGAGAAUAUGCUUAAGGUUGGAGGUUAUAUCUUGGGAGAAUACGGACAUUUAAUUGCUAAUAUCCCAGGAGCAUCACCAAUCGAACAAUUCAACACGCUUCAUGCUCGAUUCGGACUGUGCUCGCUAGGAACCCGGGCAUUAUUGCUUUCAACAUAUAUCAAGUUUGUCAACUUGUUCCCAGAAAUUAAGGGCGCUAUUUUGGCAGUCUUUAACCAAUACCGCCAUGUUCUGGAUGCAGAGCUGCAGCAGCGUGCGUGUGAAUACAUGGCCAUUGCUACCAUGCCCACAGAUGAUCUCCUUCAGACGGUCUGUGAGGAAAUGCCACAAUUCCCAGAACGUGAGUCUGCAUUGCUCUCUCGACUCAAUGAGAAGACUAACCAGACCGAAGACAAGAGAACUUGGAACAUUGGUGGCAAGGAUUCGAACGAGAAGACCCCCGCAAACUUAAUUGCUGCUAGCAGAGAAAAGAACGAGAGCACAUCUGUGGAUGACCUAGUGUCAGGGAUGAACAAUACUAAUAUUAGCUCUUCUGCUGGUACUAAGGAUGAGGAAGGAAAACCGACCGCCAAUGGAUCAUCAAACCCCGCCUCACAGACAAAUGCAGCCUCAAAGCCUGGAUUGGCUUGGAAGGAUCAAUUGGCUCCUGGAUAUGAAAUCUGGUACAACCGUCUACGGGAUGGUGCUGAUGGCGUAUUGUACGAGGACAGCAUUCUGCAGAUUGGUGUCAAGUCUGAAUAUCAUGGGCAUUUGGGCCGUCUGGCCAUGUACUUUGGCAAUAAGACACAUACUCAACUCAACUCCUUCUCAGUUACGGUGGAGGCACCAGAAGGUCUAGUUAUCGCCAGCUCACAUACACUGGCUACUUCAAUUGGACCCUCGACUCAAAUUCAGCAGCUCUACAGCUUGGAGUGCCAGCAGAUCGUUACAGAGGUACCACUCAUCCGUAUCUCGUAUCAAGCAGGCUCCAUUCAGAGUAUUUACCUCAAGUUGCCUGUUACACUUUCGCGAUUUAUUGAGCCUAUCCAACUCUCCAGCGCAGACUUUUUUGCACGCUGGAAACAAAUUGGUGGCUCACCACGAGAGGUACAAGUUGUUUUCAAAUCGUCUGAGAAGAUCAAUCUGGAAAAGGCCCGUUCUAUCAUUGUUAGCAAUCGGUUAGGUGUUUGUGACAAUGUCGAUCCUAAGCCCGGCAAUUUUGUUGCCACUGGCGUCUACAACACUUCGCUGAGUGGCAAAGUCGGAUGUCUUGUGCGUCUAGAACCUAAUCGCGAGACAGAUAUGUAUCGUCUGACAGUCAGAACGACCUCAGAUAUUGUGUCCAAGCAGUUGAAAGAGCUUUUACAAUUAGCUCUGCUAUAA
Molecule: messenger RNA, 3111 nt
Organism: Lobosporangium transversale
Lineage: Eukaryota; Fungi; Mortierellomycota; Mortierellomycetes; Mortierellales; Mortierellaceae
Product: adaptin N terminal region-domain-containing protein
Exons: 8
Coding region: 310-3111 (933 amino acids)
Biological process (GO): clathrin-dependent endocytosis; intracellular protein transport
Cellular component (GO): AP-2 adaptor complex; membrane coat
Molecular function (GO): clathrin-cargo adaptor activity
Source: RefSeq, a predicted model, not a curated record